Molecule: messenger RNA, 2931 nt
Organism: Daucus carota subsp. sativus
Lineage: Eukaryota; Viridiplantae; Streptophyta; Magnoliopsida; Apiales; Apiaceae
Product: conserved oligomeric Golgi complex subunit 7
Exons: 10
Coding region: 148-2598 (816 amino acids)
Biological process (GO): retrograde vesicle-mediated transport, Golgi to endoplasmic reticulum; Golgi organization; intracellular protein transport
Cellular component (GO): COG complex
Source: RefSeq, a predicted model, not a curated record
GUUUUUAUACAUAUUUCAUUUUACAGCGUCUCUCUUUUAUCACGUCUCAAUUCCUUGAGGAAUUUCUUCUUUUAUUCCAACUACACUGUAAAUUACCGAACACAAGCUAUACAUACAAGCUCGGUGCUAUAAAAAAAUUCGACGAAGAUGAUGGUGGAUCUGAGCUCAUUUUCCGACGAGAAUUUUGAGGCGAAGAAAUGGAUAAACAAUGCCUGUCAAUCACGUCACCCUCAAGAUCCGCUGGAGAAUCAUUUAGUAGAUCUGGAGAUGAAGCUUCAAAUGAUCUCCGAAGAGAUCUCCGCCUCGCUCGAAGAGCAGAGCGCCGCCGCGCUCCUCCGCGUGCCUCGCGCUUCGCGUGACGUCAUUCGCCUUCGCGAUGAUGCGUUGUCGCUUCGUCAAUCGGUGGCUUCGAUCAUCCAGAAACUGAAAAAGGCAGAGGGUUCCUCGGCAGAAUCUAUAGCUACACUUUCAAAAGUCGAUACAGUCAAGCGACGAAUGGAAGCAGCUUUUGAAACUUUGCAGGAUGCAGCUGGGUUAACUCAGUUGAGUUCAACUGUGGAGGAUGUGUUUGCCAGUGGUGAUCUUCCACGUGCUGCUGAGACAUUGGCAAAUAUGAGGCAUUGCUUAUCUGCUGUUGGGGAGGUUGCUGAAUUUGCUAAUAUUAGGAAGCAGCUUGAGGUCUUAGAGGAUAGACUAGACAAUAUGGUCCAGCCUCUGUUGGAUGACGCAAUAAACAAUAGAAAGACGGAAGUUGCUCAAAAUUAUCGUGGAAUCCUCAUUCGUAUAGGAAGAUUUAAGUCUCUAGAGACAUACUAUGCCAAAGUUCACCUCAAGCCAUUGAAGCAGCUGUGGGAAGAUUUUGACUCUCGGCAACAAACUAAUGCAAUACCGAGCGAGAAAAAUGAAUCUAUUUCACUUUUAAGUUGGUUGCCGAGUUUCUAUGAUGAAUUGCUUCUAUAUAUAGAGCAAGAGUGGAAGUGGUCGAUACUUGCUUUUCCGGAAGAUUACAAGACUCUUGUGCCAAAGCUUUUGCACGAGCUAAUGGCAACUGUUAGUGGAACUUUUGUCUCACGCCUCAAUUUAGCAACUUCUGAAGUUGUCCCAGAAACAAAAGCUUUGGCUAAAGGCAUAUUGGAUAUCUUAUCUGGAGACGUGCCAAAGAGUGUCAAAGUUCAAACGAAGCACCUUGAGGCACUAAUAGAAUUACACAACAUGACGGGAAGCUUUGCUAGAAAUAUUCAACACUUGUUCUCAGAAACCAACCUGAAGGUUUUAUUGGAGACACUGAAAGCAGUUUAUAAUCCGUAUGAACCCUUCAAACAAAGGUAUGGACAGAUGGAGCGCAUUACUUUAUCUGCUGAGAUUGGAGGAAUUGAUCUCAGAGGAGCUGUAAAAACUACCCGCAUUGGAUCCCAAGGAGUUGAACUUAGUGAAACAGUUCGAAGAAUGGAAGAGUCUAUCCCACAUGUCAUUGUACUUCUUGAAGCUGCUGUAGAGAGAUGCAUCAACUUUACUGGUGGUUCUGAGGCAGAUGAGUUGAUUCUGGCUCUCGAUGACAUAAUGUUACAAUACAUUUCCACUUUACAAGACAUUCUGAAAUCCUUAAGAGCUGUAUGUGGUCUAGAUGUUAUUUCUGAUGGUAAUGAGAAAAAGGAUGGAGUUUCAGUAGCGCGUAAAGUUGAGUCUUCAACUGAAGAGGAAUGGUCUUAUGUCCAAGGUGCAUUGCAAAUUCUUGCAGUGUCAGAUAGUUUAACAAGCAGAUCUGCAGUUUUUGAAGCUUCCCUGAGAGCUACUCUUGCUAGACUGAGCACCAACCUGUCUGUGUCAGUAUAUGGUUCAAGUCCAGAUCACAAGCAGUCACAUGUGGUGGACGUUGAUGGAAGUGGAGAUUUAUCAGUGGCUGGAAGGGCAGCCUUGGAUGUGGCAGCUUUGAGGCUUAUUGAUGUCCCUGAUAAGGCUCGGAAACUCUUUAACCUAUUAGAACAGUCCAAAGAUCCUCGGUUCCAUGCUCUUCCAAUUACAGCUCAGAGAGUUGCAGCAUUUGCAGAUACAGUCAAUGAGCUCGUUUACGAUGUCCUGAUAUCUAAAGUUCGACAACGUUUUAAUGAUGUGUCUCGUCUUCCAGUUUGGUCUUCUGUUGAGGAACAAAGUUCUCAUCACCUACCAAGCUUUAGUGCAUAUCCACAGAAUUAUGUGACUAGUGUUGGUGAAUAUCUUUUAACUCUUCCCCAGCAAUUAGAACCACUCGUCGAUGGAAUAUCAGGCAGUGAUGCUAAUGCCGAUGAAGCGCAGUUCUUUGCAACUGAAUGGAUGUUCAAGGUUGCAGAGGGUGCUACUGCUCUUUAUAUGGAGCAGUUGAGGGGUAUACACUAUAUAACAGAGCGUGGAGCGCAGCAACUGUCCGUAGAUAUCGAGUAUUUGAGCAAUGUGUUGUCUGCUCUCUCAAUGCCAAUUCCUCCCAUCCUUGCUACAUACUACACAUGCCUGUCUACCCCAAGAGAUCAGCUCAAGGAACUGUUGAAAUCGGAUUCUGAAAGCCAGCUUGAUCCCCCGACAGCAAACCUUGUUUGCAAAAUGCGGCGUGUUAAUUUGGAAUAACAUCAAUUUUUAAUUUUCUAUUGAUUGUUACUUAAGGUUCACUGAAGGUUGGCUGGUACCAGUUCUACACUCCUAUUUGCUCACGGAUUGGUUGCUUAUAGCCUUGUGAGCCACCAACAUAUUUUGCUGGAAAAUAUGAGAGCUAUUUUUGGAUAGUGUGUCCUGGAAAUGCUCGGGAGAAAUGUUCUAGAACUCUUUCCCCGUUGAAGUGCUUUGUAGAUCAUGUAAAAGAAUGUAGACGAUUGAGAAACAACAAUCCUCUCAACGUAAAGGGAUAAUUAGUCGUCAUAUAUAUAAUCCACACUUUUAUGGUCAAUUUAUAUUUUUGUUUCA